AUGGCCGUCCUCAGCUCCGGGUACGGCUCGGUGUCGGCGAGGGACGUGGUCAUUAGUAUGGAGUUCUUUGACGAGUUUGACUCUGAUAACGAGAACGGGAUUUUGACACUGGGCGCGGGACAGCUUUGGAGGGAUUAUUAUGACAAGAUGGAGAGGGAAGCUCCCGAUCAUCACGUGAUCGCCGCACGAACACCAGCCCUCGGGAUCGGAGGGAACAUCCUCUCGAUCGGCUUCUCCUGGCUCGCCCGCCAGUACGGCAACACCUCCGACCCGGACAACAUGCUCGACGCCGAGGUCGUCAGGAUGGACGGGACCGUCCUCUGGGCCUCGGACGAACCUGACCUGUUGUCGGCUUUGCGAGCCGCCGGAGCCAGUUUCUGCGUCGUCACCAGGUUCAAACUCCAUGCCUAUCCAAUGCCCCAGGACAUUUACGCUGGCCAUCAUCAUCCCUCGCUGCCAGCUCCCUCUUAUCGCGAGGGGCAUUGCGACCAUGAACGCCCUCUCCGAGACCACCCUCUCCCCACAAGUCUCCAUGGACUUGUAGGUGCAUUCGACUCCCUGGGCGAGGAGCACGGAAGGUCUGAGGGAGGGUUCAAAUGGGCUCUAACGAUCCCCGCUGCGUUGGAUAUGACCAAAGUCACCAACCUCCGGGGCGUCUCACGGAUGCAUGUUACCUCCGUCAAAGGCCGAUUCAAAAUAUACUGGCAGCCCCUGGCCAUCACGACGCUUACCGAGAAAACCAUCCUCAACGCAGUGAGCUGGUUCGACCGCGUCGGCGCGGCGUCCGGCGGCGCGAUAGCCAAGAGCGCACAACUUGUAUUUGAAUGCCUGUGUACGCGGGACUCGGCGAGCGGUCCUUCUGGAUCGGCCUGGCCGAGGCCAAAGGGGAUGAAAAACACAAUCAUUUGCGCGGCAGGGUGCGACGCCGAUGCUGCCGGUAAAGGCACAGAAGAAGAACAUGAUAAUGACGACGACGACGUCGCAGCAGCGCGACGGCUUUGUCUGGACGCGCCGGGGAUGAUACUCGGGCAACAAGAGGGCGGCGAGCCUGUCAGAUAUGCGCCAAAUGCAUUGGAGGAGUAUCAUGGCCUGAAAGACGUCUUCGCCGAGCACCUCCCGAAUCUGCUCGCGCUGAAUAAGCACUAUGAUCCGCGGAAUAAGCUAAAGGGGCCGAUCAAUCUCAAUCUCCCUGCCUCGGAGACCGAGACCGAGUCUCAGCCCCCGAGUGAGGAGGUCGAUGGCGGAAAAGGGCAGGACAGGACUAGACUGGAGAGAGGAGGAAAGGGGAAGGGAGGACGGGGAUACCAAACAAACAGUAGGAGCAGGAGAAGACGGGAGACGGGGACGGAAGAAGGGGGGAAAGAAUAG
Messenger RNA from Cladophialophora bantiana CBS 173.52, 1368 nucleotides. RefSeq lists its product as uncharacterized. The record is from RefSeq and is a predicted model, not a curated record. NCBI's taxonomy places the organism in Eukaryota, Fungi, Ascomycota, Eurotiomycetes, Chaetothyriales, Herpotrichiellaceae. The transcript is spliced from 5 exons. Gene Ontology annotation, molecular function: FAD binding. Bases 1 to 1368 code for a protein of 455 amino acids.